AUGGAAAUGCUUUUAAAAUGCAAUGCGGGACUAGAUAGGCAGGACAUUUUGGGGAACUCUGCAAUGCAUUACGCCAUUGAUAAUUGCUAUAUGUUACAGAGGAAAAUAUAUAACUAUGAAAGUCCUGGAGAUGGAUCACAUACCGAUUUGGAAGCUGUCAAACUUCUUAUCAAAUAUCAUCCGAAUAUCAACAUAUGUAACAGUUUAUCCGAAACUCCAUUGAUAUGGGCAGUGAAAAAACAGAAUCUUCAAACUGUCCAAAUAUUAAUUGAAGGUGGGGCCAUCCAUUCAUUAAGUGAUUACUGUGAUAAUGGACCUUUGCAUUAUUCUUUAGAUAGAACAGAAAUUAAUGUUUUAAUUGUGACUGAACUCCUCAGACAUGGAAGUAAUCAUUUAUCCGAAAAUAAUCGUCGGGAAACUCCUGUAGAUGUAUAUCUUAAAAGACUUCGCAAUGCAUCACCUUCAGAACAUGUAAAGGCAAAAUACUUAUUCAAACUUUUUGUGUUUCGGAAAAAUUAUUUUAAGAAUACACAAUGCCGAGAAAUAGCAGAUAUAAGUAGAAAAACGAAAAGCAGCCUGUGCCAAUUCUUUUGGUACUGCCGCUUUGAAAUUGAACAAAUGAAAAGUGCUGAAGUAGCAACUGGUUUUAGUGUUUAUUAUUUGGCUUCGAGGGUAUUUUAUUAUGGUAUUUCUGAAGAGAUACCUCCUUCACUUGACAUUUUUGAUAUAGUACUUGAGAAAUUGAAGGGACCCGAAUAUACCAUAUAUAUUGACAUGAUCGUGUCUGGUAUUUGCAGAGAGUAUUUGGCUGUGAAAACUGCUGAAACUGGCUACUGGGUGGACAGAAAUGAUGAACUAGUAGAAUUUUUAAAUUUUGCCACUCCUAAUGAUUUUACAACACUUCGUGACCUACUCAGAGCAGGAGUGAAUCCGAAUACUGCAGAUGAAAGAGGAAAAACACCUCUACACAUCGCCGUUUGCAAGAAGGAAGAAAAUAUACAAGAAUUUGAACCCAAUUUGCAAGUUGUACGGGAAUUAAUUUAUUUUGGAGCCGAUGUGAAUCGUACGGACAACCUCGGAAAUACUCCUCUGCAUUUUGCCGUUUGUUUUAGGAAUUACAAAAUGAUGGAAAUACUUCUAAAAUGCAGUGCCGGAAUAGAUAUACAGAACAGACAAGGAAACACUGCAAUGCAUUAUGCCAUUGAUAACUGUAAGUUGUUACAUUGGGCAAUUCCUAACUAUAAAUGUCCUGGAGAUCGAAAACAUACCGAUUUGGAAGCAGUGAAAUUACUUAUGAACUAUCACGCGGAUAUCAACUUAUCUAACAGUUUAUCUGAAACUCCAUUGAUAUGGGCAGUGAAAGUACCGAACCUUCAAAUUGUCCAAGCAUUACUCGAAGGAGGGGCCCUCCAUUCGUUAAGUGAUUUCCUUGGAAAUGGACCAUUGCAUUAUUCUUUAGAUAGAACACAAAUAUAUACGAAAAUUGUGAAUGAACUGCUGAGAUAUGGAAGUAAUCAUGCAUCCAAAAAUAAGCGUUCACAAAGUCCUGUAGAUGUGUGUCUAAAAAGACUUCACAAUGCAUCACCAACAGAACAAGAAAAAGCAGCAUACUUGUUGAAACUUUUUGUGUUUCGGAAAAAUACUUUUAAGAGUACACAAUCUAAUGAUUUUGAAAUACUUCGUGACUUACUCAGAACAGGGAUAAAUCCGAAUACUGCAGAUGCCAGAGGAAACACGCCUCUAGACAUCGCCGUUUGGAAAAAAGAAGAAAAUAUACAAGAAUGUGAAGCCAAUUUGCAAUUUGUACGGGAAUUAAUUCAUUUUGGAGCCAAUGUUAAUCAUACAGAUGAUUCCCGAAAUACUGCUCUGCAUUUUGCUGUUGGUUUCAGGAAAUACAAAACAAUGGAAAUACUUUUAAAAUGCAAUGCGGGACUAGAUAGGCAGGGCAUUUUGGAGAACUCUGCAAUGCAUUACGCCAUUGAUAAUUUCUAUAUGUUACAGAGGAAAAUAUAUAACUAUGAAAGUCCUAGAGAUCAACCACAUACCGAUUUGGAAGCUAUCAAACUUCUUAUGAAAUAUCAUCCGAACAGAAUCUGCCCAUAUCAAUGGAGUUUAUCCGAAACUCCAUUGAUAUGGGCAGUGAAAAAACAGAAUCUUCAAACUGUCCAAAUAUUAAUUGAAGGUGGGGCCAUCCAUUCAUUAAGUGAUUACUGUGAUAAUAGACCUUUGCAUUAUUCUUUAGAUAGAACAGAAAUUAAUGUUUCAAUUGUGACUGAACUCCUCAGACAUGGAAGUAGUCAUGCAUCCAAAAAUAACCGUUUAGAAAGUCCAAUAGAUUUAUAUCUUAAAAGACUUCGCAAUGCAUCACCUUCAGAACAUGUAAAGGCAAAAUACUUAUUCAAACUUUUUGUGUUUCGAAAAAAUUAUUUUAAGAAUACACAAUGCCGAGAAAUAGCAGAUAUAAGUAGAAAAACGAAAAGCAGCCUGUGCCAAUUCUUUUGGUACUGCCGCUUUGAAAUAGAACAAAUGAAAAGUGCUGAAGUAGCAACUGGUUUUAGUGUUUAUUAUUUGGCUUCGAGGGUAUUUUAUUAUAGUAUUUCUGAAGAGAUACCUCCUUCAUUUGACAUUUUUGAUAUAGUACUUGAGAAAUUGAAGAGACCCGAAUAUACCAUAUAUAUUGACAUGAUUGUGUCCGGUAUUUGCAGAGAGUAUUUGGCUGUGAAAACGGCUGAAACUGGCUACUGGGUGGACAGAAAUGGCAGCUCCUUUUUUAAAAUCUGUAGAAUCUGCAACAUGUUGUAUGAAAAUGCUUCACUGUGA
Molecule: messenger RNA, 2820 nt
Organism: Argiope bruennichi
Lineage: Eukaryota; Metazoa; Arthropoda; Arachnida; Araneae; Araneidae
Product: serine/threonine-protein phosphatase 6 regulatory ankyrin repeat subunit A-like
Exons: 4
Coding region: 1-2820 (939 amino acids)
Biological process (GO): protein localization to ciliary inversin compartment
Cellular component (GO): ciliary inversin compartment
Molecular function (GO): protein binding
Source: RefSeq, a predicted model, not a curated record